AUGGCUGGAUCAUUAUCUGAUAACCCGAGGGGCAGGCAAGCGGUCGAGAUCUCUUCUGUCUUCACUGGUUUGGCUCUCAUCACCGUCGUCCUUCGACUGUACACGCGCUUUUUUAUAAUUCGCUGCGUGGGUAUCGAAGAUGCCGGCAUCGCUCUCGCAAUGCUCUGCUCCAUUGGCCUGACAAUCGCCAUUGGUAUCCAGGCCGAAUAUGGUAUGGGCAGACACAUCAAAACAAUCCCAGACGAUCAUAUGGUCAAGUUCUUGAGGACAUUCUGGUCCAGUCUCAUCGUAUACUACCUGUCGCUCGGGUUGACCAAAGGAUCAAUGCUCCUCCAAUAUCGACGCAUCUUCCCGACCAAGAAGUUUCAAAUCGCGAACUGGCUCACGAUGGCCGUUGUCGUCGCCUACACCAUCUGGACAGUCUUCUCCAGUAUCUUCACCUGUACACCCGUACGAGCCUUCUGGACUCACGAGAAGUCUACUUGUCUUAACCAAUUCGCCGUCUGGUUCACGAACGCCGCCAUCAACAUCCUUACCGAUUUCGCAAUCAUCCUUCUUCCUAUUCCGGUCAUCCAGAAGUUAAACCUCGGCAAGAGGCAGAAGAUUGGACUCAUCUCCAUCUUCGCAGUUGGCGGAUUGUGA
Alternaria novae-zelandiae is the source of this 642-nucleotide messenger RNA. RefSeq lists its product as uncharacterized. Lineage: Eukaryota; Fungi; Ascomycota; Dothideomycetes; Pleosporales; Pleosporaceae. Bases 1 to 642 code for a protein of 213 amino acids. The record is from RefSeq and is a predicted model, not a curated record. The transcript has 4 exons.